This is a messenger RNA of Populus euphratica (Euphrates poplar), 1049 nucleotides long. RefSeq names its product putative cysteine-rich receptor-like protein kinase 9. The coding region runs from base 101 to 1015 and encodes 304 amino acids. The transcript has a single exon. The record is from RefSeq and is a predicted model, not a curated record. NCBI's taxonomy places the organism in Eukaryota, Viridiplantae, Streptophyta, Magnoliopsida, Malpighiales, Salicaceae.
UUUUCAUUGACUUCAAUCUCCAGUUUUGCUAAAACUGAUGAAAAGAUACAACUUUCUUUCUUCCACCAUGAAGGCUGCUAGCUAGCUGAUCACCCAAAAGAUGAACUCUCUCAAAUUCUACAUUAUCCUGCUCUCGUUGCUUACCCUUGCUACAAUCACUUUAGCACAGGAGGAUUCCAUUUUCCUCGGUCAUGGUUGCCAAAACGCAACGACCUCCACGAUAAACAGCACCUACCGAGCCAAUCUAAAUCUCCUCCUCUCUUCACUUGCCUCGAAUGCAACCCGAAAUAAUACCAUUGGAUUCUACAACACCUCUUUCGGGCAGAACACUGAUCAAGUGUACGGCCUGUUUAUCUGCCGUGGGGAUCUUAGCAGCACUACUGUUUGCCAAAAUUGUGUCACCUUCGCCACCAAAGAUAUAGUCCAGCGUUGCCCAAUCGGAAUAGCGUCCAUUGUGUAUUACGAUGCGUGCAUCCUACGUUACUCAAACAGGAACAUCUUCUCUAAGAUGGAUCAAAGCCUUUUUUUCUCUCUCUCCAUGUCAAACGCACAGAAUAUUACUAACGAACCCCAGCGUUUUAACAAUCUAGUGGGAGCCACCGUUAAUGAUUUGGCUGCUCGAGCUGCAAGUGCUCCAGGUGCUAAAAAGUUUGCUGCGAAAAAAACGUAUUUCGAUGCGUUCCAAAAUAUAUACAGCCUUGCCCAGUGCACACCGGAUUUAUCUAGCUUUGAUUGCAAUCAAUGUCUCAGUGCAGCUAUAGCUGGUUUGCCCAUUUGCUGCAGCAGCAAGAUCGGAGGAAGAGUCUUGUUUCCUAGUUGUUAUAUUCGUUAUGAAAUUUAUUUAUUUUAUAAUGCAACGGCAGUCGCAAGGGAGUCACCGCCUCCUCCUCCCCCGCCCGUGGCUCUUCCUCCUCCACCUCCUCGUUCAGUGACAAUACCAGAAGGUAAAGUUAUUUUGCACUAUUUAUUGUUUUUGUCAAUAUCUUUAAUCCCCACUCUAACGAAGUUACUAUAGAAUGCACUCGUCGAAAUUUAACUUUUAUCUCUUA